This is a messenger RNA of Danio rerio (zebrafish), 1748 nucleotides long. It is a transcript of the gene coro1a, whose product is annotated as coronin, actin binding protein, 1A. Lineage: Eukaryota; Metazoa; Chordata; Actinopteri; Cypriniformes; Danionidae. The record is from RefSeq and is marked validated.
GAGCUCCAGCCACAACCGCUGGCAUUCACCCACUUCUCUCCAUCUGUCAAGAGUUCGGCGCUUCAUCCUCUCGCCUCAGGAGCCAGUCCCUUUCCAGCCACAGUUCUCAGGUCAUCAUGUCUAGGAAGGUGGUCAGGUCCAGUAAGUUUCGCCAUGUCUUUGGCCAGGCGGUGAAGGCGGACCAGUGCUACGAUGACAUCAGGAUCUCCCAGAUGACCUGGGACAGCAACUUCUGCUCCGUCAACCCCAAAUUUGUGUCCAUGAUUGUGGAUGCCAGCGGUGGAGGAGCCUUCAUUGUCCUGCCCCUGAGCAAGACGGGUCGUAUUGACAUGUCCCAACCCACUGUCUGUGGACAUACUGGACCCGUGCUGGACAUUGAGUUUUGCCCACAUAAUGACAACAUCAUUGCCAGCGGCUCUGAAGACUGUAGUGUCAUGAUCUGGGAGAUUCCAGAGGGAGGCCUCGUAACGCCACUGAGGGACCCAGUUGUGAAGCUGGAAGGGCACUCGAAACGUGUGGGCCUUGUCAGCUGGCACCCUACUGCCCACAAUGUGCUAAUGAGUGCAGGCUGUGAUAAUGUGGUGAUCCUCUGGAACGUGGCUCGUGGAGAAGCAGUGGUGCGCAUUGACACUGUGCACACGGAUCUGAUCUACAGCGUCUGCUGGAACAGAAAUGGCUCGCAGAUCCUCACCGCCUGCAAGGACAAGAAACUACGAGUGAUCGACCCUCGCAAGGGCACUGUUAUCUAUGAGAAGGACAAGCCUCAUGAAGGCUCCAGGCCAGUCAGAGCUGUGUUUGUGUCUGAUGGGAAGAUCCUGACCACUGGUUUCAGCCGCAUGAGUGAGCGACAGGUGGCUCUGUGGGAUCCUAACAACUUCGGUGAGCCCUUGACUCUGCAGGAGCUGGACACCAGCAGUGGAGUGUUGUUACCCUUCUUUGACCCUGACACGGGUAUAGUCUACCUCUGUGGCAAGGGCGAUAGCAGCAUCAGAUACUUUGAGGUGACAGACGAGGCUCCAUACGUCCACUAUCUGUCCAUGUACAGCAGUAAGGAAAGCCAGAAGGGCAUGGGAUACAUGCCGAAGAGAGGCCUGGAGGUCAACAAGUGUGAGAUUGCAAGAUUCUAUAAACUCCAUGAGAGGAAAUGUGAACCUGUUGUGAUGACUGUGCCUCGUAAGUCUGACUUGUUUCAAGAAGACCUUUACCCCAACACGGUGGGUCCAGAGCCAUCAGUGGAGGCGGAUGAUUGGUUUGCAGGCAAAGAUGGCGAACCAAUCCUGAUCUCCUUGAAAGACGGUUUUGUGGCUACAACCAAGAACAAAGAGUUCAAAGUCAUCAAGAGCUUGAUGUCCACCACAUCAUCAUCCUCAUGCAACCGACAGUCAGACAGUGGGGAUGUUCAGGCCUUGCAGAAUGAGGUGAAGAAGCUGAAGGAGAUGGUGGAGGAUUUGACCAAGCGAGUGAAUGACCUGGAGAGCAAGUAGAUGAAGACAGACCCCAGAUGAAUUGAAAAUAUGAAUUUUAAAAAUGCAAAUGGACAUGAGCAAGAUGUGCGAAUAAUGAAAACGUAAAAGGUGCAAGAUUUCUAGAUUCAUGUGAAAGAUUUUCUCGGAUGUCAUUUUGCUGUCCUUUGCACACCAAAUAUUGUUCUUCAGGGAUUUAACUUUUUUUAUGUGAUGUUUUAUUUGGAGCCCAUUUUAAUAUGUUUUAUAGGACUUAAAAUAAAGUGUUAUUUUAUCAAAGCUUUA